This is a messenger RNA of Theobroma cacao (cacao), 1442 nucleotides long. RefSeq names its product folate-sensitive fragile site protein. Gene Ontology annotation, biological process: dephosphorylation. Gene Ontology annotation, molecular function: phosphatase activity. NCBI's taxonomy places the organism in Eukaryota, Viridiplantae, Streptophyta, Magnoliopsida, Malvales, Malvaceae. The record is from RefSeq and is a predicted model, not a curated record.
GAAGAAAAGUAACCCGGCGAGCGGGAGUUUUUUAAUCUUUUUCGUGCCGUUGGUUAGCCACAGCCAGUGGAAACAGCGAAACUAUUUAGGGUUUCUGCGUUUGAAACUCAGAAUCAUCAACAUGGCGUCGUUCCGGUCCCUCAAAUCUGCAAUAUUCGAUAGAGAAGAGAAAAAACAGCAGUACCAAGCUCACAUUCGCGGCCUUAACGCCUACGAUCGCCACAAGAAAUUCUUGAACGAUUACGUUGACUUCUAUGGAAAAGAAAAAUCUACAGAUGUAAAGUUGCCAGUUAAAACUGAUCAUGAUACCCUGAGGGAGGGAUAUCGGUUCAUACGUACAGAGGAAGAUGAUAUGAACCCAUCCUGGGAGCAGAGACUGGUGAAGCGUUACUAUGAUAAGCUUUUCAAAGAAUACUGCAUAGCUGACAUGUCACAAUAUAGGAGUGGUAAGAUUGGUUUGAGGUGGAGGACAGAGAAGGAAGUCAUAUCUGGUAAAGGACAGUUCAUAUGUGGUAAUAAGCACUGCAAUGAGAAAGAAGACUUAGCAAGUUAUGAGGUAAAUUUUUCCUAUUUUGAGGCUGGAGAAAACAAGCAGGCCCUUGUGAAGUUAGUAACUUGUGAAAGAUGCGCAGAGAAACUUCAUUACAAAAAACGGAAGGAGAAGGAGGAACUAGACAGAAAACAGAAAAAGGAGUACAAAAGAAAAAGGGAUCUGUCAAAAGAUAAAGAUAACACAGAUGAGGAGUGUGAGAGGAGCAAAGGAAAGAAAAAAGGUAUAAGGGCUUCAUCUUCAGCUGUCAAUCAUGAAAGUGAUGAUGACAACGAAGACUUUGAUAGGUUCCUUGAGGGCAUGUUUCCAUGAAAGUAGGUACCAACUGCUACGUUUCCGGAGAAUUCUUUUCUUCGCUUGAUACAGUAUUGGCCUGGAAAGAGUUUGACCAUGUAGUAAUGAGAUGCUGAAAUAAUCAAAUAGAGCUGAAGCUUGUAAAAAUUUCUCCAUGUUCUGCUACUAAGCCGUCAAAUCAUGUGUUUGUCACCUGUCGACGAACAAAUAGAGGAAGAAUGGCCGUAUAAUAAGCCUGCUUCAAGAAUGCUAAAAUGGUCCGGACUGUUUGGUCUACUUUUUUUUCUUAAUGGUAGCAUCGAUGACUAUUAGUAUUUGUGUACAUAUCUAGUUCAGUUUGGUAGAGAAUUUAGGACAUGGCGGAAGUUUGGCGAGGCCAGCUCUAUCACAUCGUGCAGUCAUUUGUGCUGUUAUUGGCAGUUAGGUACUGUGUAGCCGCCUAGCCGGUCUCAACUGUUUCAGACAUACCUACACUUCCAUGUGUCUUUUUCUCGAUUCUCCAACUGCCUGUCUGUCUGGGUCUCUACGACCUUUGUUCCUAAACCAAUCAAGGGUUAGUUCCUAGUACCAAAAAGAUCAACUACUAGCUUUUCUUUUU